UGAACAGGUGCAGUUCCCUGAAAUCAGAAAAAGAGGUAUCCCAUUCCCCCCCCCCAAGUGGCUGUAAACAAAGGAAUAUGGAAGCAAUGACAACCAGUACGAGGCCACUUUUCAGAGAAGACACAUGGGUUGCUUGAGAUGGACAAUUGUGAGAAAAUUCCUCGCAUCAGUCUUCAGAUCCGACCCGCUUUCUGGCCGGGGUAACCUAGGUCCUGAGUUAAGGGUCUCUAGGUAGCAGAUAGAGGUGGUCCAACUUUCCAGCUGCGCAGGGCAGGUUCAAACAAUGCAAUAAAGUUUUCUCACAAGGCAGAAAUUGGGCUCGACCCACAAUUGAACAGAAAGGGAACUGAACCAGAGCCAGACUCGCAAGAUGGAGUCGGUGUGGGUCACUCAAUUCCCACAAUUCUCUCACCUGGCUUUCCAAAGGGGGCUUGUCCAACCUCUGGACUCAUCCAGUGCCAGGGAAUUCAUUGCUCAUUGCUUUUUCAGGACAGUUCUAGGUGUGUGGAAGGCCUUUUAAAAUAGUGAGUCAUCAUCUGCCUCCCACCAGGCCUGGAGUCAGGAAGACCUGAGUUCAAAUCCAGCCUCACUAGGUUGAACCAGUACACCACUCCCCCAAGUAUGGCCGCCUCACCCCAGUCUUUUCCUGUAACUACCACUUGCUAGUCUGAGUUCUAAUAUCUGGAGCCCUCACCACCAUGAAUUCCAUUCAUAUUCAGAUAUUUGAGAUAAAUAAUCUCAUGUUCUCCACCCCCAACCAAGUUGUCUCUUCAGGCUGCCCAUCUCCAGGUCUGCCUCUGCCAUGAUGCCAUUUCUGUUCUGAUCACCCGCAACUGGCCAAUGACAUGGCGUGUGCAGCCAGCAUCCACUGCCUUCUGCAGAUAGGACAAGGAUGGGUAGAAUCCUUAGAGGAUUCACUUCUGACAAACUAUCACCCUUUCUUGGAAAAGAUGCUGAAAUGACUAAGAAGAGAAGGGCAGAAGACAACCUCCUAGCAGAGUGAAAGCUUUGGAUUCAAAGAUUUGGAAAUAUUUGGAUUUGCCCAGAAACUAAGCUAGGGGUUCUUAAUCUUGGAUGGCCAAAAAAGACUCCAACAAAACCAAAACACUUUACUCCAACUGCUAACUGAAAUCUGGCGUUUUCUUCAAUUAUAAAUUAAAAAAAAAACUUUCUGAGGAGCUCACAGGUUUCACUAGACUGCUAAAUGGUCCAUGUUAUGAAAAAGACGAAGAACACCCCAGCAGGGGAUGGUAGCUGUUUUAGAGAUGAAGAUGUGACAAGAAGAGAGAGGAAAUUAUAGGAUUGUUCGGGGGAAGGGGAAACACCGCUCUUGCUCCUACUAAGAGAGAAUCAUCUUUUCCCCUGGAUUGGUGGCCUCUGGGCAGAGAGGAGAGGGAAAUGUAGGGGUUGAAGCUGAGUUAGAAGAAAGGCUGGCUGACUAUCGGCCACUCUCUGAAGAUUGCUGAUGACAUCAUGGUUUGGCGUCUGACUUUCUGGGACUUUGCCACCCUGAAGAUUUCCAGAAAACAGCCCCAAACAUCCUACGUGUUGGGCAUAACUUCUCUCAAGGUGGCACAGGAGAGUCAGUCUGGUAGGGUUUGGAGUCCAAAACUGGAUUUGAAUCCUGCCUAAGUGGCUCACCUGACUUUGCUGUGGCACUUUGGGUGAGUCACUGUCCUCGAAUAAAUUGGGAACAAAUCUUCCAGAGCCACAUCUGGGACAAGAGGUUCCAAAAAGUCCCUUGAUGGGGUUCAGCGGUUAGCCUCGUAAUUCUUGCUAGCUAGGUACUAAGUGCUUGUAAUCCCAAGAACAGCAGUUGUAAUUGGGGGAAGGGGGUCUAAUACCUUCCCUUCUCCCCACUCUUCACAAAGGUAUGACUCCAGGCACCAGUCCCUUUUCCUGAGUGUGGUAGGUGAGGCCCAGCCACAAGUUGGGGGUGACAAGGGGCUGGGAUCCUCCACUAAGGUAUGAAGGGAGUUUUGUUCAUCCUUCUUGAAGAGGACCAGUGACAUCACGAGGGUGAUGUCUUGACUUGGGCAUUUUACAUAUGUGGGGAAAGGAGCUAAUUGUCCUUUGGUACCCUUAUGUGACAACUCUUUUUGAGAAGGCCCCGUGUUGGGUACUGGGGGUGGAACAGGAUGUGCAUGGGCAACAAAGGGUGGAAACUUGAAAUAAUGGGGCACCCUGAUGCAGUUUGGAUCCCUCCCAGCCUCCCUAGUCCUCCAGGUCUGGUCAUUCCUUCCUUCUUGACCCUAAAGCCCAAGCUUAGCCUCCCUUCCACCACAAGGGCAGGUCCUAGACCAGUAUAGAGCAGUGAUGGAUGGCUAAAGUCCCAGAUGCUUAGUGGUAGGCAAAAAAACUAUGCUUGUCUCAACUCCUGUGCCCAGGAACCUGGUGUGUCCACAGGAAGAAGAGAUGCCUGGCUCCACGUUCCCCAAACUCUAGUGGAAUGGUGUUAGCUGCCAGGGCAAGGAUGUUGUACGCAGUAGGGGCUUAUUAGUAUUGGCAUGUGGACAGUCACUACUGGAGAGGUCCUAUGUCUUCCAUGAAUCAUUUGUAGUCAUUUCCUCUGUUGACAUUUGGCCUGGGGCCCUGUGAAUUCUAAUGCCUGGGGGAAAGCUCUGGUUGUCUCACACUAAUUACAGCCCGAUAGACUCACAGGUUUAUUGGAAGGUGCUUUGCCAACUAUUAAGUGAGUACCAUAGAAGCCUGAGCCACUGGAAUGGGGUGGGGGCAGGGCCUCAGAACUGCUUCUCCCUUUGUGAGGUGGUCCUAUCCAUGUGCAUUCCGUAACUCCCCUGGGAGAAGGGACUGGCAUAUGAGUUCUGGGGAGACUGUUCUCACCAUGCUAGGGUCCCUGUGCCCUAGGAUUGGGCUGGGGCUUUUCCUCCUCACCCUUGUCCUGGUAGCUGCCCGUCCCACGUCUCACAGGUAUCAGCCCUUAUCCAUUCCUGAAGAGUUAGACACCAUGGAGCUCCCCAAUGGCCUGGUGGAUGAUUAUGGGAUCCUUCCUAAGCACCCAGGACAUCGAAUUGUCCGCUCCUGUCUCUCGAGAGCCCAGAAGCGCAAGCGGGAUGGGCCAGAUUUGUCCGAAUACUACUACGAAGCCCACCAGUGAUGAA
Molecule: messenger RNA, 3122 nt
Organism: Trichosurus vulpecula (common brushtail)
Lineage: Eukaryota; Metazoa; Chordata; Mammalia; Diprotodontia; Phalangeridae
Gene: FREY1
Product: chromosome 6 C11orf94 homolog
Exons: 4
Coding region: 2723-3118 (131 amino acids)
Source: RefSeq, a predicted model, not a curated record